Molecule: messenger RNA, 4865 nt
Organism: Syngnathus acus (greater pipefish)
Lineage: Eukaryota; Metazoa; Chordata; Actinopteri; Syngnathiformes; Syngnathidae
Gene: ssh2a
Product: slingshot protein phosphatase 2a
Exons: 14
Coding region: 374-3985 (1203 amino acids)
Biological process (GO): protein dephosphorylation; actin cytoskeleton organization; negative regulation of actin filament polymerization
Cellular component (GO): cytoplasm
Molecular function (GO): protein tyrosine/serine/threonine phosphatase activity; actin binding
Source: RefSeq, a predicted model, not a curated record
ACCCUGUCACUAGUCCCAGUACUGUACAAACCGGUCGUGGUGACGCAUCCCAGUAAGGAAAUCACCGCGUUUAGGAAACAGUUUUACGAAUCAAGACUUUAACAAUAGCCAGUGGAAAUUUUGCGGGCUUAUCUUGGCGUCCUUUUAGUCAGACUAGAAGAAAAACUUUGCAUCUACUUCAGCUGGCAUUCUUUUUUUUUUCCCUGCCCCACGGAAUACCACUCUAUUGUUUAGGAAAGUGGUUCGAACUUGAAUCGAGCGUGUCUUUUUGCCAUGGCGGAGCACACGCGUGGGCAGUAAAAGUUUAGCUUCUUCCGGAGAGCACCUGACAUUCGUCCACUCCCUCCUGCCUGGGCUCCACGAACACGCCGACAUGACCCUCGGUGCUGUGACCGACUCUGGGAGCUCGUCGGCGGUCAGCUUCUGCUCGUGUUGCGGGGCCAAAAUGGUGCCGUACUUCAGCGACGACGCGGUGGUGUCAAAUAAUGAAAUCAACCAACUUAUCAGCGAGAGCUUCCUCACAGUAAAAGGUGCAGCUCUUUUUCUCCCAAGAGGAAAUAGUCCCACGCCAAACUCUGCACCUCAUAUCAGCCAGCGCUGGAACAAGCACACAGGGGAUCUCCAGAAACAUCUUCAGACUAUGUUCACUGUGCUGCGGCCGGAGGACACAAUCCGACUGGCUGUGCGUCUGGAGAGUUCCUAUGAUCAGGUAACCCGCUACUUGGUGGUGGUCUCCACCAACGGCAGACAGGACACAGAGGAAUCCAUCGUUCUUGGCAUGGACUUCUAUUCCUCUGACAGCUGCUGUACCGUGGGCUUGGUUCUACCUCUAUGGAGUGACACGAUGAUCCACUUGGACGGAGAUGGAGGUUUCAGCGUGUCAACUGUGAAUCGAGUUCAUGUUUUCAAGCCAGUCUCAGUCCAGGCAAUGUGGUCGGCUCUUCAGUCACUCCACAAAGCGUGUGACAUUGCCCGCUGCCACAAUUACUACCCGGGCAGCCUGUUCUUGACAUGGGUCAGCUAUUAUCAGAGCAGGAUCUCCUCCAACCAGUUCUGCAUCAACGAGUGGAACGCCAUGCAGGAUGUUGAGUCCCACCGUGCCAAUUCACCUGUUCUCUUCACAGAUUUGCCCACAGAAAGGGAGCGCACAGAGCGACUGAUCAAGAUGCGCCUCCGAGAGAUCAUGAUGCAAAAGGACUUGGAGAAUGUUACCAGCAAGGAGAUCCGCACAGAGCUGGAGAUGCAGAUGGCGUGCAACUUGAGGGAGUUUAAGGAGUUCAUUGACAACGAGAUGAUCGUCAUCCUCGGGCAAAUGGAUAGCCCCACGGAGAUCUUUGAACACGUUUACCUGGGCUCUGAGUGGAACGCUUCCAACCUGGAGGAGCUACAGAACAGCGGCGUCCGUUACAUCUUGAAUGUAACGAGAGAAAUAGACAACUUCUUCCCGGGCAUGUUUGAGUACCACAACAUCAGGGUGUACGACGAAGAGGCCACCAACCUGCUGGAGUACUGGAACGAAACCUACAAGUUCAUUACCAAAGCCAAGAAAGCCGGUGCCAAGUGUCUGGUUCACUGCAAGAUGGGCGUGAGCCGCUCGGCCUCGACGGUCAUCGCUUACGCGAUGAAGGAGUACGGCUGGUCGCUGGACGACGCCUUUGAGUAUGUGAAGGAGAGACGAGCCGUCACCAAGCCGAACCCCUCCUUCAUGAAGCAGCUGGAAGAAUAUCAGGGAAUUCUGCUCGCCAGCAAACAGCGGCAUAAUAAACUAUGGCGCUCCCACUCCGAAAGUGACCUAUCAGAUCGCCCUGAACAAAUGUGUAAAUCCUCAUCUCACUCCCUGGGACGCUCCGACUCCCAGAGCAACAAUAAUAAUUCCUCCCCUGCCUUGCAUCACUUCCUGGGCGUGGCCGUGCUCCAAGCUCUAGUUUCUGAACCUGACGACGUAGCUAAAUCAACCUCGAACCUCCGCACGCAAUGCAACGAUGCACGCGACUCACCAAUUGAGGAGCCGCUCAAAACCGAGUGUGACGACACGCCCUCGCCGCGACCGCACGCAGCCGUGCUCGUCCCAGAGGAAAAAGUCGCCACCGCUGAGAACCCGCUCAUUACGGUACCUGCUAUCAUUCCUCCACCCUCGCUCCUCAUCCUCCCCCCAACUCCUGAAGUCCAGCGGGCUCACAAGGGUCACGCGACACCACCAGCUAGCGCGGAGAGCAAACCAGUGGAACUGUUUCUUCACUUCCCUGAGCAAAGCAGCUCCGAGGACUUUUCCCCCGUCACCGUCAUGUCGUCAGACACCUCGGAAAAGACGCCAUCCGAUUCGACGAGUGAGAAAUGCAGCCCGGUCAGCGACGCCCCUGUCCCCACGCCGCUUUCCUCAACUGGGCGUAGCGAUGACAACAACAACCCCAGCGAGUUUCCAGACGAUGCGGAUGACCGCGGCGAAGCGGACGGCUCGUCCAACCACAGCUCACAAAGCAUCGACUUCUUCAGCGCCAGGGAGAAGUUUCUGGGCUUAGCCCAGGAGGACAGAACGCAGCAACCUUCUGAGCAAAGGUCGCCCUCCCUCGACCCCAAUGACAACAGAGCGACUGAGGAAGAUGAAGCGAGUGAAGACGGGACAAGUCAGUCCGAGGUUAGCGAUGACAAGCUCAGCCCUGACAGCUUUGAUCAGCCUCACCACGACAACGGAAUAUCAGUCCGCCAUAUUGUCACUGAGAUCGAAGCCAUAUGCCACCCAACUACUUCCUUAACUCCUUCCACCCCCUCCACACCGUCGUCCUUCUCUCCACCCUUGCACGGACCUCCGCUCGUUCGGGAGGAUCCUCCGGAAGGGGCGGAGCCAGAAGUCCCGCCGUGCCCGCCGUCCCCCUCGACGCCGCCGUGCGACCUGCCGGCCGGCUCCGUGCGGCGGGCCACCGAACAGUUGGAGCAGAAGUUGAGGCAAGAAAUGGAGAUGGUGGCCGCGCAGCGUUCCCCACUGCCCUCUCCAUGCAGUGAGCACCCCCCUGUCCGAACAUUCGAACUUCCAAGCCGCUCCAAGGGUGAGACCGUUGGUGAGCAACUGAACGACUCAGAAACAGCCAACCUCCGAAACACUUCAAUCAGCCACACGUUUGGUGCUCUUCUACAUCCUCAAAGCCAUAUGACAUAUGAUACUCCAACAGUAGACUCAUCUCGACAUACCUCAGCCCAAACCCAAAAAGACAAUGAGCUCCAAAUGACUCUGGAUGGGGUCACAAUCCAGGAGUCCAACCCUGACGAGAACCUGGACUCCCUCAGUGUGGGAGGGAGUUGCGGUUCCGACUGCGCCGCUCAGAAGCGUCUGUCUCGUGGCAGCCAGGAACUGGAGAGGAUUCGCCAGACUUUGAGAGAACUUCAGGCGUUCCUCCAUGAAGGCGGCGGCCUGGAGAGGCCGGACACGGGGCAACCUCUCUUCAUGGAAGCGGAGCCCCCUCCCGGCUCAGAUGCAGCGCAGCGACUCAAACAAGAUGGGAAGAGUCUCCUCGAGCCAGCCGGAUGGCACCGAGCUGUCGAACUGGAGGCUCGCAUCCGCCAGGCGGGCCUCACCCCGCCUUCGCUCAUGAAGAGGUCAGCUUCCUUGGCUAAACUGGACUGCCUGGAAUUGUCACCUAAUGACCUCAGCGACCUCGACCUGAGGCAGCACGCCCGGACAACGGCGGCGGUGGCGGCGCACUCCCACUGCGCUUUCCCCACGUCGCCAUCUCAUUCGGAUGACACGUGGAAGAAGCAGAAAGUUCUCGCCACAAACAAUCUUCCCGAAAAGACACGUUUACCCGGUGAAGAGCCCUCCCCUUCCCGCUCCCCUGAGAGGAGCGAGCGGGAAGAGGCGGAGGGCUGCGGCUCGACGUCGUCGUCGUCGCGGCAACCGGUGAGGGCUUACUCUUCUAGACGUUCGCGGAAAGCCAGUGAGAGGAAGCAGCGUGCCGCCGCUGCCCCCGCACUGCUGUACAACACCAUGUGACCUCACCAGUGCACCAUGUGACUUCACUGGAACGCACGCAAGUGGACUCAGCACCGAGUGUGCCAAUGGAACGUGUAGCAAGUGUGUUUGCAAUCACAUGACAACUGCGUGUGUGAGGAGUCGUUAGUGACGUGAUUCGAUGGAAAGCCGUUUAAUCAUUUAUUCGAUAUCUUAACCCAUCCGUGUGCUCGGGCCUCUAGUAUGAGGGGCGGGUCAUUUUCAGAAGGACAUGCUUAUUCUACUGUUGCACGCUAUUUUUGUUUUUCAAUAGUGCGGACAGAUUGAUGGGGACAACCUUAAACUGGAUUUAUAUAGAUGAUUGAAUAAAAGCUUUUACGGCUUUCCAUUGAAGUCAAGAUGACCUGACACGCACUCGAAAUGCUCAAGAUACUGAAAUGCUCUCACACAUUGCACUGAAAUGCUCAUAUAUACUGAAAUACAUGUUUUUGUACUGUUUGUGAGAACAUUUCAGUAGUGUGUGUUUAUGAGGUAUCCUUGAAGUUCUGUUUCUAACAGCCCCUAAUGUCAACUACUGGAUGUGUUUAAACUGGACUGACGACCUUUUUUUAUGUCCAGUGUGUGCAUGUGUGACUUUCAUUGCAAAGUGUAUAAACUCCAACAAGAGGGCUUCUUCUCAAAACAUGCACUUUACUGUUUUGAUUAUCAUUUUCUCUCAUUUCUUAUUCUACAAGAAUGUUUUGCACUGUCAAUGGAGACUCGAUAGUCUCGUCAUGUUUUGUUUUUCCACAAAUGGACAAAUGUUUUUAAAAUCAUGUUUUAAUUCAACCAGGGCAAAACUGAAUAUGUUUAAGACUUUACUUUGUUUUUUUGUUUUUUUUAUUCAGCGCUUUAGCAGUAAAUAAAUACAGUUGGCUUUUGA